GCCCAUCGUCCCUGAAGCCUUAUAGCUCACCAUCGCCAACGCGAGGUUUUCUUUUGCACUUCCGCCCCGCAGCUCGUCCCUUCUUUCUUCAAUCUUUGUAACCUAUUUCUCAAUUUCUUGACGCACACUGUACCGUCAACAUGGUGGGUGCGGUGGCGGUGUCGAGUGGUUUGAGAUCCAACCUCGGGGUUGUGAACCUUGCCACCAAGCCUUCGAGGUUUGCAGAGUGCGAGGGGUUGCCAUCGCAGGUGUCAUUGAGGAAGGGAGCGAGAGGAUCCAAGAUGCUGUUGAGCAGCAGCAGGAGAAGAGGCUUGGGAGCAAUUAGGGCAGACGCGUUGCCGUCAUCGCAGGAGGUGGCUGACAAUGUGCCUGGAGCCACCGCCUUGACGUUGGAGGAGGUUGCGACCGAUUCGGCCAAGCCAAAUUCGCCCAACAAUGGACCCAUGUCGCCGAAGAAGGGCAGGAAUGAGAAUAUCAGGGAGGAGGCGCGUCGGCAGGGCGCUGGCAGCUCGCCGACCACAUUCUCGGCCAAGUACGUGCCGUUCACGCCCGGGGUGAAGUCCGACGAGGAGUACUCGCUGGACGAGGUUAUUUACAGGAGCAAGACUGGGGCGUUGCUCGAUGUGCAGCAUGAUAUGGAGGCUCUUAAGAAAGCGGGAGAUGGCGCAUACUGGAGGAAGUUGUUCGACUCGCGGGUGGGAAAGACGACGUGGCCGUAUGGGUCGGGGGUGUGGAGCAAGAAGGAGUGGGUUUUGCCUGAGAUUGACGAUGACGACAUUGUUAGUGUGUUUGAAGGAAAUUCCAACUUAUUUUGGGCGGAACGAUUUGGCAAAGAGGUUAUGGACAUGACUGACUUGUGGGUGAAGCACUGUGGUAUCAGCCACACCGGCUCGUUCAAGGACCUUGGAAUGACUGUAUUAGUUUCUCAAGUGAACAGGCUUAGGAGGCUGGGCAAACCUCUUUUGGGUGUGGGUUGCGCUUCAACAGGAGACACGUCAGCAGCUCUUUCAGCUUAUUGUGCAGCUGCCGGAAUUCCAGCCAUUGUAUUUCUUCCCGCUAACAAGAUUUCCAUUGCCCAAUUAGUGCAGCCAAUCGCUAACGGAGCCUUGGUAUUGAGCAUGGACACCGACUUCGAUGGGUGCAUGCGACUCAUCAGGGAGGUAACCUCGGAGCUUCCCAUCUACCUCGCUAACUCACUCAAUAGUCUUCGUCUGGAGGGUCAGAAAACUGCCGCCAUCGAGAUCCUUCAGCAAUUCGAUUGGGAGGUUCCAGACUGGGUCAUUGUUCCUGGAGGUAACCUUGGGAAUAUUUAUGCUUUUUACAAGGGGUUCUACAUGUGUAAGGAGUUGGGAUUGGUCGACAGAAUGCCGAGACUGAUCUGUGCCCAGGCGCACAAUGCUAACCCUCUUUACAGAGCCUACAAGGAUGGCUGGGAAAAUUUUAAGCCCGUCAAAGCUCUCCCAACUUUUGCAUCGGCCAUCCAGAUCGGUGAUCCCGUGUCUAUCGACAGAGCCAUCUAUGCUCUAACCCAAUGUGAUGGUAUUGUAGAGGAGGCAACAGAGCAAGAGAUCAUGGAUGUCUGUGCUCAAGCAGACAAGUCUGGAAUGUUUACUUGCCCACACACAGGAGUUGCUUUAGUUGCUUUGGAGAAACUCAGGUCCAGGGGCGUUAUUGGUCCCAAUGAUAGGACCGUGGUCGUUAGUACUGCUCAUGGACUCAAGUUUACUCAAUCGAAAGUUGAAUAUCAUUCUAGUGAGCUGCCAGAUAUCGUAAGCCAGUUCGCUAAUCCUCCUGUUUCAGUAGCCGAUGACUUUGGCUCUAUCAUGGACGUUCUGCGUCAAAAGCUUUCUUUGAAUAAUCUCAAAGGCAGCAUGUAGGAUCUUAGGGUAGUACGGGCGUCUGUAGAUCUAGUCGAGUGGUUUUUAUUUACCUAGUGUAGUUUUAAGAUUGUUUUGAACUCUGUAGUUAAGUUUUGGGAGUCACGGUUAUUUGUAAGCUCCAUCGAGAGCAAUCUCGUUAUGGAAAAGAAAUUGAUUUACACAACCGUUUCUGAAGUUUUGAUACAGAACUGUUGUGAUACUUGAGCCUA
Physcomitrium patens is the source of this 2089-nucleotide messenger RNA. RefSeq names its product threonine synthase, chloroplastic. The record is from RefSeq and is a predicted model, not a curated record. Gene Ontology annotation, biological process: amino acid metabolic process. Gene Ontology annotation, molecular function: pyridoxal phosphate binding. Lineage: Eukaryota; Viridiplantae; Streptophyta; Bryopsida; Funariales; Funariaceae.